AGGGGGCGGUGCCGGGCUCGAGCUCGACCCAGUUUGAAAGUGAAGCAACGUCUCCAGUCGCUGCUCCAGCCACCAAACAACAACAAGAACCCGAGAGUCCUAAACCCGAACACCGACCCACAGUCUGCUUCAGCCCGUAGCCGGCCCUCCUGACCAGCCACCAGUAUGAUGCGCAAAGACGUCAACAAGCCGAAGGGGAAGACGUCGGCGUACGCCUUCUUCGUCCAGACGUGUAGAGAGGAACACCGCAAGAAGAACCCUGAACAGUCGGUCAACUUCGCCGAGUUCUCCAAGAAGUGCUCUGAGAGAUGGAAGGCUCUGUCUGCCAGUGAUAAGAAGUGUUUCGAGGACAUGGCGAAGGCCGACAAGGUGCGUUACAACAGGGAGAUGAGCGACUACGUCCCGCCCAAAGGCUUCGGAAAGAGAGGCCGCAAGAGGAAAGACCCCAACGCACCCAAGAGACCCCCGUCAGCGUUCUUUGUGUUCUGCAGUGAGUACCGUCCCAGUGUGAAGCAGCAGUAUCCUGGUCUGUCUAUAGGAGACUGUGCCAAGAAGCUGGGAGAGAUGUGGAGCAAACUGUCCCAGUCUGAGAAACUACCCUACGAGGAGAAGGCCCAGAAACUACGGGAGAAAUAUGACCGGGACAUGGUGGCGUAUCGCGGCGGCGGCACGUAUGCCAGGAACCCCGGGUCUUCAGCUCAGGGAGGAGAGGAAGAGGAGGAUGAUGAAGGAGAAGAUGAAGACGAGGAGGACGACGAUGAUGAGUAGAGAGAAAGAGCUGCAGCUGGAUGAGUGUGUUAGAGAGAGAGAGACAGGUAGGUGUGUGUGUUUCAGAGGUGAGACGGUACGUCACAGCUGAUUGGUUAGGAGAAGGAAGGAAGGGGCGGAGCCUCACAGCAGCUGACGGUCUGUCCUCGGAUACUUCCUGCUGCAGCUGAUUUCAGGCAGAGAAGAAGAGGGACAGGUGAUGGUGAAGGUGAGCUCAGCUGAACAACAGGUAGUUCAGCUACUAGCCAAUCAGGAGCAUCUAUUCUGUGAGUCUGUGGUGUCAGGUGUCAGACAGGAAACAGGAAGUGCACCUGCAGUCCAGGGCAGAUCAGGUCAACAUCAGAAACACAAGAACCAACCCAGGCGGACCGCCAGCCCCGGUCCCACCGGGCACCGCAGCUGUUCAUGUUGUAGUCAGUGUUUGAAACCUCACCGGGUCGCCGUGGUCCGGUUCAGAACCAUCUCCACGCCCGGCUCCACAGGAAGUCAGACAUAGAAACAACAGAGAAUGCUGUAGACUUUCAAAAUAAAACAUCCUGUACCAACUUUAGAUUGUAAAACAGUUUAACUAUAUUUAGAAGAACAUGAAGCAGGAAAUGACCAAAUCUGAGGCAGGUAACAGUGUGGAGGGACAACGAACGCUCCAUGUGGGUUUGAAGUCGCGUAGAGACUGAUGGACUGACGGAGGCGUCAUGGAGACGAGCCUGGUGGAGUUUCGGGGUCAGACUGUCAGAAAGCAGCUGGUUGAGGUCAGAGGUCACGUGACUUCAUUCACAAACAGGAUCAGCUGUUAGCAGGUCACAUGACUCGACAGGUUGGUCAUGUGACCUGCUAACAGCUGAUCCUGUUUGUGAGUUUAUCUGUUUAGAAACACGUCGCUCUGAAACACACCCACAGGACCAGAGCGAGAGAGAGAGAGUGUUUGUGCGUGCGUGCGUUUGUUUGUUUGUUUGUUUAUGCGCGUGUGUGUGUGUGUUGGUCAUCAGAUGAUAGUAAAGUAACCCCCCACCACCACUGUUACCAUGGUUACCCCCCCCACCCAACCUCCACCCGUGUGUUGCCAUGGAAACCUGCUCCUGCUCUUCAUGUUGUUGUUUUUUAUUUUCUAAUGAAGUUUAUUAAAGUUUGUUCAGUUCUUCACUGUCAGAGUAGAAACGUCAACUUUUAUAAUAAAACAACCACCUGAGGGAAAAACA
Larimichthys crocea (large yellow croaker) is the source of this 1964-nucleotide messenger RNA. It is a transcript of the gene hmgb2b, whose product is annotated as high mobility group box 2b. The record is from RefSeq and is a predicted model, not a curated record. Lineage: Eukaryota; Metazoa; Chordata; Actinopteri; Sciaenidae. The coding region runs from base 166 to 768 and encodes 200 amino acids. Gene Ontology annotation, biological process: regulation of transcription by RNA polymerase II. The transcript is spliced from 5 exons.